AUGCAGACCAUCAAGUGUGUUGUCGUUGGGGACGGUGCUGUGGGUAAAACCUGCCUGCUCAUCUCAUACACUACAAACAAAUUUCCUUCAGAAUAUGUACCUACAGUGUUUGAUAAUUAUGCCGUAACUGUAAUGAUUGGAGGCGAGCCCUACACACUCGGCUUGUUUGAUACCGCAGGUCAGGAAGACUAUGACAGGUUACGACCUCUGAGUUAUCCUCAGACCGAUGUCUUCCUUGUUUGCUUCUCUGUUGUGUCUCCCUCUUCAUUUGAAAAUGUAAAAGAAAAGUGGGUUCCAGAGAUCACCCACCAUUGUCCAAAGACCCCCUUUUUGCUAGUUGGCACUCAGAUUGAUUUGAGAGAUGACCCCUCUACUAUAGAGAAGCUGGCAAAGAACAAGCAAAAACCUAUUACUCCAGAGACGGCAGAGAAGCUUGCAAGAGACCUCAAGGCUGUGAAAUAUGUGGAGUGCUCCGCGCUCACACAGAAAGGCCUAAAGAAUGUGUUUGAUGAGGCGAUAUUGGCUGCAUUGGAGCCCCCAGAGCCCAAGAAGAAGCGCAAAUGUGUGCUGCUAUGAGAAGCGUGUCUCUUCAAAGCAUCCACAUCUAACACACACAUACUCUUGCAUACAUACUGCCCCCCCACCCAACCACAUUUCCAUUACUCUGCUAAGGCCGAUAGACAGCACUGACCUCCAAAGGCAUGACUCGAAAGAUUUACAGUCAACCAAGUUUAACUGUCUCUGCAAUAAGAAGCUUCACUCCUAAGUCAGAUUUGGGGGUAGAAGAUCAGCCUAACCAGCAGGUUAUGCAGGGUUUGCACAGACUGCCAUUGCCUCUGAUGGGGAUUCAGAUACCAAGCUUAUGUAAAUGUAGAAUUAAAGUUGUUGAGCUUUUAAGUAGAUUUUUCUGAAUGCAAUCAGUGUUGUGGCCCGGUCUACCUUUUAAAUGCCCGACCAUUAAGUUGUCUUCAGCCAUUGUGGAGUCCCGCCCCGGCCCAUCCUUGUUGUCUCCCAUGUUCUCAGCACUACCAGAGGAAACGAUCAUGGAAUGGUGCUCAUGUUUUUAUUUGCCAACACCCCAAACACGAUAGCUUGACAAUGAGAUUUACUCCUUGUUCCACAUUUAACCACUAAGGGAACUGUGACGGUCUGAAAGGACAGGGUUAUGCAAGGCAAUACAGUGAUUUGGCAACUCUGAAGUUGAAUUUGUAAAUUUUAUCUCACAUUCACUCUGUUUAUCUUGAGUUGUUCACAGUAAAGCGUUGCAGUCAGAUUAUUGUAAUUCAGUGAGGAGUCGACCAGUUGAAAUAUGAAAUAUUGCCACAUGAAUUUUCCCUUAAAAGCAGGAAACUUGAACAGUGUUAGAAAAAGUGUGCUCUUCAUGGGACCACGGACGAGUGCCUCAAGAUCUUCAUUCAAUGUAACUGUCACCUUACGCUUAAAAUGGGUAGAGCAAGUCCACUACGGCAAACAAAUUCUGCCUACUGUAGUGGCACCAAUAAAUUCAGACAACUAACAAACAUGAGUUUCACUAACUACACUUAUUUACGGUGUCAUGUUGGCAAACUGACUUUAUUAAGGGGGGCACGCCCAACUCCUUUUGUACACUUUUAGGCUGGGGUUGCCGAGUGCCUGGGUGUGAAUGUCAGCUCAGGCCUUCCUGUGUGGCGUUUUCAAGCCCUGUGCUGGCUUGCUUUUUUUUUUUUUUUUUUCUCCCCCCCCCCCUCCUGUUUUCCUUCCACAUUCCAAAAACAUGAAUGUUAGUUUGAUUGAAGACUAAAUUGCCCAGAGGGACGAAUGCGAGUGUGAAUAGUUGUCUACACGUGCCCGCAGAUUGACUGGCAAUCAAUCCAGCGUGUACCCCGCCUCUUGCCUAGAGACAGCUGGGUUAGGCUCCAGCUCAAAUGCGCCCCUAAUAAGGAUAAGCGCGAUAGAGAAUGCAUGGAUAGAUGUAGAUGAACCUUGCUCUCUCAGGUGCAGCAGUGUGAACUUGCUGUACAUGGCACACAUUAAUGUAGGCCCCAGUUUUUACCAUAAUAUUUUGUUCGUUUCUGACACAUUUUGUGUUCCGCUUCCCCUCCCUCUUGCUUCCUCUAUCUAAAUAAUAUAAACAUGUGGAUUUAUACCUGCCGUUAUUACCAAGAAAACCACUGCUUGGGUUUUUCCCACUAAAACCCCUACUGGCAGAGAGACUGUUCUGUUGAUGAUUUGGUUGGUUACUGGCGGCUUAGAGUUGGGUUGACAUACAGCCCAUGUCAGUAUCAUUAUUAUAAUCUGUUGUUGUUUUGGUGAAAAUCCAAAUGCUUUUGUCAAAGCUCUUUUGUUCUUUGUAUAUGCAUUCUUAAAAAUAUUAAACUUAUAAUUUUUUUUUUUUUGCCUUUA
Messenger RNA from Phycodurus eques (leafy seadragon), 2382 nucleotides. RefSeq names its product cell division control protein 42 homolog. Lineage: Eukaryota; Metazoa; Chordata; Actinopteri; Syngnathiformes; Syngnathidae. Gene Ontology annotation, cellular component: dendritic spine. The record is from RefSeq and is a predicted model, not a curated record. Gene Ontology annotation, molecular function: GTP binding; GTPase activity. Gene Ontology annotation, biological process: small GTPase-mediated signal transduction; modification of synaptic structure.